This is a messenger RNA of Truncatella angustata, 3942 nucleotides long. Its product is annotated as telomere repeat binding factor-domain-containing protein. Gene Ontology annotation, molecular function: double-stranded telomeric DNA binding; protein homodimerization activity. The record is from RefSeq and is a predicted model, not a curated record. The transcript is spliced from 3 exons. Bases 124 to 3558 code for a protein of 1144 amino acids. Gene Ontology annotation, biological process: telomere maintenance via telomere lengthening. NCBI's taxonomy places the organism in Eukaryota, Fungi, Ascomycota, Sordariomycetes, Amphisphaeriales, Sporocadaceae.
UUUUGGUUGCUGUUCAACCUCAAUCGUCCAUACGUGUAGCGAGGCAGCGGCAGCGUCGCAUUGUUCGUGAGAGUGUCUAAAUGGCUUCUCUAUGACCUAUUUAGUUAUUGAUAUACCUGCGACAUGGAUGAACUCAGUGCUGCCAUUGAGGCGGCUGCCGCGGCAGCGGCAGCAUCAUCGCAGUCCCCGCCAAAAAGCCCAGAGGUCAAGCUGGAGAUUAAACAUGAGGCGCCUUCGCCUGAAUUUACUCCUCCGUCACCGUUGAAGCGUGCUCGAUCGCCACUCGACGAUACUGGUCCGAAUGACGAGAAGCGACUGAAGCUGGAUGGAGUAGAAAGCCCAUCGAAUGAGAUCCAAACGCCCCAGUCCGAGCCUGAGCCUGAGCUUGAAGCAACAAUGGUGGUUCAACCUGAGCCUGAAGCAGAAACAGCGCCCCAGCCUGAGGUGGAAGCAGAUAUGGUACCGCGAGACGAACCGAAAGCAAAAACGGUGCCAUUUAUCGAAUCAGAAGCUAAUGCGAAUGUUUCUCAGCCGCAGACUCAGUCUGAACAGGCGCAGGCACAUGAGCAGGCACAUGAAGAAGAAUAUGAGCAGGAACACGAGCAGGUACAGGCACAUGAGCAAGCCCAAGAGCAAGCCCAGGAGCAAGCACAGGGGAAGGCACAGGAGCAGGCACAGGGGCAGGCUCAGGAGCAGGCUCAGGAGCAGGCUCAGGAGCAGGCACAGGGGCAGGCUCAGGAGCAGGCACAGGAGCAGUUGCAGGAGUCCAACCCAAUGAUUGAAAUGCCAGAAGGUUUGGCUGAUCUAGACGAAAUCACCAAAAUGAUUCAAGCCGCACAAGAAGCUGCGUUAGGAACGGAUGGUGUGUCAGAAGAUCACCCUAUGCCCGAUUUCCAUGUGGAAGUCAACGGGCUCAACGAACUCAACGGACUCAACGGGCUCAACGGGCUCAGCGGCGAUCAUGGACCUGAUAUCGAUAUCAACAGUAUCAUGGCAAGCAUCGCAAGUAGUCUUGAGACCGGUGGAAAUGGCGAUGGUCAUGGGCAUUCCAGUCACGAUAUCCACGCUGAUGUUCUUACAAUGCCGGACUUGACUGCGCCUGCGCAAGCGACACCAAAAAGGGCAUCUAUAUGGAGCCAUCGGGCACAGUAUACGCGACAGACCUACAUAUUACCGACCUUAGGGAAGGUGGCCGUUGAUAUACUCAUAGCUUUAUGUGAUCAAGAGUUGGAAGAAACGAUUACUUGUCUCACUGAUGCCGACAAUGGCCAUAGUGUCGGCAAGGAAUACGCAGUGCUGAGAUCGUUUUUCGACGCCCUGAGGAAGCAACUAUCAGAAGACUUCCCAUUGUUGUAUCCCGACCAGCUGGAUAUCAGCAGCUCUGAGGAUCGGGAAAUUAUCAGAAUAGCCAACCUGGCUACGUCUUGCGCUAGCAUGUUCGGUGCUAAUGAACUUGGCUGGCCGGACUUGAAUGCAAGCUUCCUGAGCACGUUCGUGGCCGAUGGGCAGCAAAUGCCGUCUGAUGAGGCCGAACUAUACCUAGGGCUCAAGACACAGAUGUUCUUGACCUUGCUGGAGUCCGAACAGUCUAAGCCGAGAGCUCAUAUACUUGACGAAUUGUUUGUAUCCGGUCAAGAGGAGGCUCUCAAGAAACAUCAUCCCGGCUUGCCUCUUGCUCUUUCAGAAACCAGGUUUCUGGCUGACGCCGAAGCAAGGAAAAUCAUGCUCCUGAACGAGUCACAUGAUUCCGCUAGCAUUCAGGCUCUAAGCACGCAGUAUACCUAUGAGUCAUUUCUUGAGGAGUUGAGCGGUUAUCUUUCCAGACACAUGACAAAUAUUGAAAAGCUAGGUUCAAGCCCGACUAGCGUGUCGACAGAUGCAGAAAGCUCGGGUCUGUUUGAUGGUAUUAGUGGCCUUGACAACUUUGACAUCGACGCUGCUAUCGCAGAAGCAGCGAAAGCAGCUCAGGAGGCUUCCGCAGAUAAUGGAACAACAAGCCAUGUCGCAGAUGAUCUCGCAGCACUCAUUUCAUUUGCUUCGGAACAAGCGCAGGGCCAAUCUGUGCCUAGUGAAUUGCCGUCGACCGUCCUAUCCACGAGCGAGAGCGCCAUGCGGGCUACGAACUUGGCACUACAGACAAUGCAACGAAACCAGUAUCACCCAACCACAGUCCAACAAGCAAAUAACCCGUCACCCAACGGCCAUCAUCAAACGCACCAACCACAACAACCACCACAACAGCCAACGCAACAACAACAGUAUUAUGCUUAUCCUCAGCAACCUAAUACUCCUUCGCAACAGGCGCAAAGUUCUGACAGAGUAGAAUUACCACCAGGUCAGCAUGCUUCUUCGGAGAUCCUGUACGAAAGAGCAAGACAAGCGGCCGCAGCUCGGUCAAGUACACAUGCCAGGAGGGAGGGCUCUCAUUCUACUAGGCGUCCAUGGAGCCCUGAAGAGGAAAAGGCUUUGAUGAUGGGGCUUGACAUGGUCAAAGGGCCUCAUUGGUCACAAAUCUUGAGUCUCUUCGGGCAACAGGGAAGGAUGAGUAAUAUUCUCGCAGAUCGGACACAAGUACAGCUCAAGGACAAGGCACGAAAUUUGAAGUUGUUCUUUCUGAAAACCAAUUCGGAAAUGCCAUAUUAUCUCCAGUGUGUCACCGGUGAGCUCAAGACAAGGGCACCCACUCAAGCAGCCAGGAAAGAGGCUGAGGAGCGUGCGAGACUUACCUCCGAAGAUGAGAAAGCUCACGUAAGCGCCACGAUGGCACUCGGGAACAUGCACAACGGAAAUGGGCAGAGGCCUCAGCCAAAACCUUCCCCGUCAAAGAACACAAUCCCGGGGCAAGUAGCCGCCCACGGUCAGUCGCAUCCUGGAUCGCCGCAUGGCGCCCAUCUCCAGCGGACAGCUUCUGGUCAUGGCGGUGCACCAGCAUCAGUACAAUCUACCCUACCCAAUGGGCAACAUGUGCAUCUCGCUCAAGCCAGUCAGAAGUCACAGGUACCUCUGCAGCCUCAGCAGCCUCAGCAGCAUGCUCAGCAGCAUGCUCAGCAAAUGCAACAAGUGGCCCCUCGUCCAACUACACAGCCGCAAAACCAGGUCCCAUUGAAGCCUCAUCAGCAACAUGCUUCACUGCAACAACAACCUUCCUUGCAGCUGCAUGUUUCACAGCAGCAAAAUUUGCAGAAUCAUCAGCGGCAAGGUAUAUCCCAGCAGCUUCCACCCCAUCUGCAACAGCACCAGCAACAAAAGCCACUGCACCCACAGCCUCAACAACAAUCUCAUGCCCAACCACAACAUGCCUCAAUGCAAAUACAAUCUCAGGCACAGACACAUACACAAGCUCCACCUCAGGUCAACGCUCCUCACACACCCGUUCCAACCAAGGCCGAAGACUCUGCAGUCAAACAUGAGCCUCUCAAUGAUGAGGAAGCCGGGCUUAUGGAGUUGAAACGCUUUAUGAGCCAAGAAAAUAGCGUUGAACAAGAUCAAAGCAUUGAAGCUGCCCUGGCUGCCGCAUCUGCUGCUGCUGCUGCUGUUGCUUCUCAGCCUGCGGCCUGACGCGCGCGAUGAUAGACAAAGUUCUCCCGAGGUGACCGCGCAGGGUGUCAAUGGUUGGAUUGUUUCCCUUUGGAGUCACUUAUGAUGAUGUGUAAUGUAAAUGAUACCCUAGUGCCAUGACGUACGUGCGUGGUGUGCUUGACCCAGGAGUAAAUCAAAUUAUAUCGGUCAUAUGAAACAAAACGAAGUCUCAUCUGUUCUGAUUUGCCCUCCCAACAUUUUAGUGUCACUUAUAUCUGUUUCCUGUUUGUGGUCUCAAUAAGUCAGCGCAUAUAACGGCAAGCACAUAUCGUGACUUGUGUUGUAUGUUCAGCCGAACGUGCCUCGCUGUACGACUCUAGUAGCUGGACCGCCAAAUUGGGCCAACAUUUAUACCGCUGUGGC